AUGAGGUAUGAGCUCCUAGGUGUCGCCUCGGCAUCGGCCGGCGUUCUAUCGCAUCUUCUCUACUUCAUCCAUGGCCAUAAGGCCAUGCAAGCGCCAAGAAUUUUCGCCUUCUACUUGAUGGCAGAAUGUUUACUAUGGGUACGAUGCUUCUAUCUACAGGGCGCAUUUCAAGGGGCUCUCAGGGCUACCACGAUAUCUUUGUUCUACUUCCUAGGCCUCUUUACUAGCAUCGCAGUAUAUCGCCUCUUCUUCCAUCGCUUAAGGCGUUUUCCUGGACCGCUUGCAGCGAAGCUCACCAAGUUCUAUGGGCCCUACACGGCUCGGAGCGGCAAAUCACAUAUUAACUUCAUCAAACUCUUCGAGAAAUACGGAGAUGUCGUCCGAACUGCUCCAAAUGAGCUCAUAGUGCGAUCAACGGACGCUCAACAGAAAGUCUUUGGGGCUGGUACCCGAUGCUCGAAAGAAAACACUCCUUAUGAAUCCGUGGACUACAAAGGCUUCCAAAAUUUGGAGGCUAUGACAAAUCGCGAGGAACACCGCAAGAGACGACAAAUCUGGGACAAAGCUUUUUCUACAAAGGCCAUGGAAUCCUACGAAACCUACGCUCGCGAAGUAGUAUAUGAAUGGCUGGGAAAGCUGGCAACUCUGCAGGGUCAACCAGUUAAUACUUCAUUGUAUUCCCUCUUGAUCCCUUUCGAAAACAUGGGUCGCAUGGGCUUUUCCAUUAAUUUUGGAUCCAUCCAAAAGGGCAAAGAGGACAUUAUGUUGCACUAUCUUGAAGAAACUCUUGGUAUGAUCGCAAAACUCGGCACCAUGUGGUGGCCGAUUGCUUUAAUCAACGCGUUGGGAGGCAGUGGCGAUCACAUUGAAUUCGAAAAGCUGGCCUGUAGGGUGGUCGACCAGAGAGAAAAGCAACCCGAUGAUGAGAAUGAGGACAUAAUGAAAUAUAUUCUCCAAGACCAUCACGCAAAAGUCCCAAAGGGUUUCCACCAUCACGAUAUUCUAUACUCAGACGCUCAAGUCAUUUUGGUCGCAGGGACUGACACUAUGGGGGCAGCUUUAUCAUUUGCUUUCUACCAUAUAGCCCGCGAUCCCGCUGUACGACAGAAAUUGCUCGCAGAACUUGAGCCUCUCUAUGGACGCACGUUAACCGGAGAAUUUACCAACCUUGACUUGAUUGAUGCUGAAGCACCGUAUCUAAACGCGAUUAUCAAUGAGACAAUGAGAUUGGACAAUCCGACUUGCUCUAAUGGUGGUCGAAUCACGCCACCUGAAGGGCUCGAGGUUGACGGUAUCUUUAUUCCUGGCGGGGUGGUGGUCUAUACACCAACAUAUGCUAUACAACGAAGUGAGUACCUUUACGAAUACAAAUACAUCACUCUUGAUAUUCUUUUGGUGUCGAACUUUUGGCGGGCAUACCUUCCCUUCUCUCUCGGUUCUCACAGUUGUGUGGGAAAAAGGGUUGCUAUUCUUGUGCUACGCUUGGUUUUGGCAUAUACGGUCUGGUACUAUGACUUUGAGUUUGCUCCCGGUGAAGAUGGGCUCGCCAUCCACCGAGAUUCGAUUGAUGCUUCUAUUUUGAAGCCGGGCAAGCUGGAAUGCGUCUUUGCCCAAAGGACUUGA
Trichoderma aggressivum f. europaeum is the source of this 1623-nucleotide messenger RNA. RefSeq lists its product as uncharacterized. Bases 1 to 1623 code for a protein of 540 amino acids. Lineage: Eukaryota; Fungi; Ascomycota; Sordariomycetes; Hypocreales; Hypocreaceae. Gene Ontology annotation, molecular function: iron ion binding; heme binding; oxidoreductase activity, acting on paired donors, with incorporation or reduction of molecular oxygen. The transcript has 5 exons. The record is from RefSeq and is a predicted model, not a curated record.